This is a messenger RNA of Dioszegia hungarica, 453 nucleotides long. RefSeq lists its product as uncharacterized. NCBI's taxonomy places the organism in Eukaryota, Fungi, Basidiomycota, Tremellomycetes, Tremellales, Bulleribasidiaceae. The transcript is spliced from 3 exons. The record is from RefSeq and is a predicted model, not a curated record. The coding region runs from base 1 to 453 and encodes 150 amino acids.
AUGAUCUGGGCACGCCGAUACUCGCGCUUCCUCGAAAGGCUUCUGACUGUGCCGGGCACCAAAGUCCCAAUCGGACCAGGCGUCGGCAUGGACGCAGUACCCUUCGCCGGAGGAUCUGUCCUCGCCGUGAUCAGCACAAUGGUUUUUACCAUCCUCUCGCGCAUCGCUGGUAUUCCGGUUCGCAUUUAUCGAGAGAACCUCAUGACGAUCGCGGGGGAUGGUGUAGUCACCUCCGUUCCAGGCAUAGGCUUUGUGGCUGGAUUCUUCAUCCAACCCAAUCUGAGGGUCGCCUGGCAGGUCGCGUGUUAUGCGUGGUUUCUGGAUGUUCUCAAAGAUUGUGAAGAGGUGGAGGUCGAUCCACUUUACUACAGGAGUAAAAGGCUGGAGGAGCUGUUUGGAGUGGGCGCGGAUUUGCGAUUGAGCGCCGACAUCAAGGCGGCUGUUGGUACGUAG